AUGGCUCUCAAGCGGUGUCUGCUCCUCCUCUGGCAUGCCAAUCUGGCACUGGCUGAUGGAGCGGGCCUAAUCGGCUUGGGAAAGCACAUGUACAAACCGGCAUGUGCAUUUGCCUGCCGUGGAGUCAUCAGAAGCUGCCCUCUUUCCUGCACGCCGGAGGAGGGAGGUGAUGUUCACGGCAUGGGGCACUCGACAUCCACGACACCUCCUGAGUGUUAUACCAGCGACCCAUCCUUCCUGCGUACCAUGGCCAUGUGUAUCAACACUUACUGCCCUAUAAGUGAUGCACCCUCGCUAAGCUCGCUGGAGGACUACUGGGCUACCCACCUGGCUACAGGUUCCGUCGGUAGCCCCGAAUGGAAACCGGUUAUCUCGUACACGGAAGCUCUCAUUGCAGCACGAGAGGACGAGUCGACUGCCGAGGAAAAAGCACAAAAUUCCACCGCCAGUAGUUCCCAUCAACACAAGCUGCGCCGUGAGAUCAAAGCUCGCUAUGGCGGCCAUAUGGAGGAGUCGGCUGAGGACACCACAAUUCAAGUCGACAGUCCGCUGCCCAUUAUUGCCUCCGGAGAGCCACUUAAUGUGACAAGUUUUGUCCUUGCUUCAGACUGGCAGAUCCAGUAUAAUGGAAUGACGUCGUUUGAAAUCAACGAGAAUGGCCAUACAGUGUACACCGUUACAGUCAUGUUCGUGGCCCUAUUCCUUCCAGUCCUUUUGUCUCUCCUUCGCUUCGUGCCGCUCCUCAACAGAAGUCGCACAUGGGCAUGGCUCAAUUCGACUCUCAUCCAUCCACCGGCAUGGGGAUCAUCUCAUCGCACACCGGUUUCCUCUUACCUUGGCGGCGGUCUGAUGCCAACUCGAGGCCAGCUUCUCUACAUCGCCCUUAUCAGUCUUCUCAAUUUUAUCUUUCUUCUGGCGCCUUAUUAUACAAUUCAGCCCCAAAGCAACUUUGCCAGCCUGCAGGAACAGGAAAUCAGCCUCAUAGGGAAUCGCGCUGGAGUGCUUGCACUUGGAAACAUGGUGGCACUCUUUGUCUUUUCAUCGCGCAACAAUGUGCUCCUAUAUUUGACGGACUGGAGCAGUGGGACAUUUCUGUUGCUCCAUCGGUGGCUAGGGUAUUGGACUAUCCUACUCACGGCGCUGCACUCUAUUAUGCUUUUGGUCUACUACCUUCGAUUUGGAGACUACGAGUCCGAGUUUACCAAGCUAUAUUGGUCCUGGGGUAUCGUCGGAACCGUGGCUGCGGUAGCCAUUUGGCCAGCGUCCCUCCUUGUGGUGCGUCAAAAAGCUUACGAGCUGUUCUUGGUUACUCAUCAAGUUCUGGCCUUGCUUUUCCUCAUCGGUUUCUACUACCACAUAUGGUACUGCUUUACGUACAACUGGGGCUAUGAGAUAUGGAUGUUCAUCGCAUCUGGAAUCUGGGCCGUUGAGCGCCUCACGGCAGCCAUCUCGCCUGUCGAAGGCUCGCAGGGAGAGUACAUGCGUGUUGUCAUCGACGGGGUCUCUGUGCAAGGCGUUGUAUAUCUUUGUUUCCCUACGCUGUCGUGGCGAUUCUGGGAGACUCACCCCUUCUCGGUGGCUUCGUCGCACUCCUGCGAGACCUUACCGGCUGUCUCGAGCGUUUUGAACAGGGACGAAACUGUCGACUUUGACUUAGAGAAGACUGCCACGGACCGAAUCACUCGAGCGGAAGAAAAGUCCCCAGCGGCUUCAUUGGAAGAGCCACAGACAUCACCGACAGCUGUCAAAAUCUCCAACAGCGCCAAGUUUCUGGUGCGGACACGGUCAGGAAUGACGAGUCGCAUUGCUGCCAGGCUAGCAGCUUCCACAGGCUCGAUCCGCUUGCCAGUCCUAAUUGAGGGCUCCUAUCAUUCGACGCACCUUACACAACUGGCCAACUGCAACUCCCUUGUGUGUAUUGCGGGAGGUGUGGGGAUUACUACGGUGCUGCCUCUUCUUCAAACCAGGGGUCUGCGGCCGGCGCGUGUUUUUUGGGGUCUGCGCGACGAUUCCCUGCGAAAAGGGCUCUUGGCGGACAUUUCCGGUCUUCCAUCUAGUGUUGAUGUCGUUGUCAGCAUUGGGGAGCGUCUAGACAUUGGAACCAUCAUUGGCGAUGAGCUGGCUGGCGUCGAUGGAAGCAGUGGUCCAGUUGGUAUCCUCGUUUCUGGGCCACCUGGAAUGGCGGAUGAUGUACGCAUGGCAGUGUCGAGAAUGGGGCGCUCGGGACAACUUGAGACGAGCUUUAUCCUUGUAGAUGAGGGUUUUAGUUGGUAG
This is a messenger RNA of Ilyonectria robusta, 2274 nucleotides long. Its product is annotated as ferric reductase like transmembrane component-domain-containing protein. The coding region runs from base 1 to 2274 and encodes 757 amino acids. Gene Ontology annotation, cellular component: plasma membrane. Lineage: Eukaryota; Fungi; Ascomycota; Sordariomycetes; Hypocreales; Nectriaceae. The transcript is spliced from 3 exons. The record is from RefSeq and is a predicted model, not a curated record. Gene Ontology annotation, molecular function: ferric-chelate reductase activity. Gene Ontology annotation, biological process: intracellular iron ion homeostasis; copper ion import; iron ion transport.